GUGCUCACACGUGCUGUCUAGCUUAUUCUCAAGACCACUAAAAUUACUCACUACGUCCCAAUCCUCUUCCUUCCACAAAUCACUGGACGAAUCGUGCAGAAUAUUCAUUUGACUGAUAAAUAAUUUGUUUAAAAAUAUUUUUUUAUCAAAUAUUGAUUGUAUUAUGAAUCAGGUAAAUCGCUUUAAAAUGGACCUACAUUUCAAACAUCAAAGAAACAUAACCAAGGAAAAAAUAGAACGUCUUGAAUUCAGCUAUUUUGCACAUGAGAGGAACUUGAACUUGACUCGACGACGCAAUUCGGGCACAGAAAUCCCUUGGAAAUCGUACUUCCAAUUUUGGUACAUUAGUCAUUUUGCAAUAUUCAAUAACAUUGGUGAGCUCUGAACAUAUCUAUGUAAUUUCAGUGAAGUUGUGACCCCGAAAAUGAAUUUCUGCGUUCGAAUAUUCUUGUCCGCGCCACUAGCGAAACCUUUGCUGCAAACGUGCCGGAACUCUCCCGUUGUGUGUCGGACACAUGUGGCCUCCUGCUGGCGCUGGAGAAUAGGGAAAGAUGACGGAUCCUCCGCGAGUCUUCAGUCUACUGCCAAAAGAAGAUAUCACAGACAACUUCUACACCAUUUGAAUGAUUGGAAAGAUGAAAGCUUUAAUGUCAACCUCUUGAAAAGGAGUAUCAUUUAUCAUCAGGAUGGUAUUGUAGCUAUCAACAAGCCUCCUGGAUUGGGUGUCUCAGGAAGAGGAAAUGACUCCUCUUCACCUUUGACCCUUGGCAGUAUGAUGUCACAUAUAGCAGACAUCACAGACUGCCCCUCCAUAGAGAUAGCACAAGGUCUUGAGAAAGAAGCAUCAGGUCUUGUGUUGUUGACAGAAAACAAAAUGGCUGCUGGAAAACUUCAGGAUAAAAUCAAGGAGGCCAGAAAUAGAAGACAAUUCAUCAAAACUUACCAGUGCAUUGUGUGUGGAAUACCAGAACAGAAAAGUGGUGUUUCAAAAAUGUACCUUGGGACUGAAGACAUUGGAGGAAUUAACAUGACUGUUGUAAGACAUGAUCCCUCUGGGAGGCAAAUCCGAGAUGGUGAUGUAUGGUCGGUAGAGACCAGGUAUAGAGUCGUCAGGGAGAACAGAGAACUAGGCUGUGCACUUGUAGAGCUUCAACCUUUAAGAGUGAGAAGGCAUCAGCUUCAGGUCCAGAUGACCAACGAACUAUGUCCAAUCUUAGGUGACCAUACGUACUCGCGUCAGGUCAAGACAAUUCUUGGCAAUCCCGUCCUCAUGGAUCCUCAUAAAUCACUAGCUACCCAUGGCAUCCAGGUUCUGAGACCAGGUAUGAGAAAGGCCCUCUCCAUGACCAACCAACAGGUGUCUUAUCUUCCACUCUUCCUUCACCUUCAUCGCGUGGUCCUACCAGAGUGGGCUGGUCAUCGGGACGUUGCCAUCGAAGCGCCUCUGCCAAUUCACUUCACCAGAGCUCUGAAGGAACUUGGGCUUGUUGAGAAACUGAAGCAGCUGUCCUGUUCUGCCAGGUGAAUGAAAUUUCAAAUGUGGCUAGAAAAUCAGCUAGAAGGAUUGUCAUUGGACAAAAUGGUUUUGCUGGUCAUCAGAAGCGCUUCUGCCAAUGCACUUCACCAGAGCUCUGAAGAAACUUGGGCAUGUUGGGAAACUGAAGCAGCUAUCCUGUAUUUUGAAGAGAGGCUAGGAUAUCAGCUGGGACUGUUAUCAUUGGAUGAAGUGGUAGUCAUCAAUAUGUUACCAUACGUGUACAAGGUUCUCUGCCAUUGUGCGUAGAGCUCUGAAGAAACUUGGGCUUGUUGGAAUCUGAAGCAGCUGUCCUUUCCUGCCACGUGAAUUUUCAAGAAAGUCUUGGAAAUCAGCUGGAACUGUUGUCAUUGGAAAAAGUGGUAGUCAUCAGGACGUUACCAUCAAAGCACCUCUGCCAUUGCACUUCAUCAGAGCUCUGACGAAACUUGGAAUUUUGGGGAUGUAAAACAGCUAUUUUUAUGUCCAAGGGAGGCUUGGGAAGCAGUCAGAACUAUUUUCAUAGGACAAAGAGGUGUGAGGUGUUGUAGAACCUGAGGUUUCAUGUUCUACCUCAUGGGUCGUAGAUGAUGUGGUCUGAUGCAUGCCAUUCCUGCCCAUCAGCUACAUGUAUGAGCAGUAUAGUGGUCUGCAUUUUCCCCUCCUUCUUAAAAGCUUGGAAAUAGAUGCAAGACUCUUCUAAUUAGUGAUCUCUAUUCGUUCUUAGUUGCCUCUAUUGAUUGCUUCAAUCUCAGAUUAAGUAACAUUACUAGAAAUAUACUUAUGAGCAGAAAAAAUAAUCAAGAUUUUGAAGGAGUGUUAUUUCUUUCGACCCCGUCAGACAUUGUCAUCAUACUGUCGGAGAAAUGAGUGUGUAUGUUUAGUUUUCUUAUUUCAUUUAUUCUUCCACUGGUUCAUGGAGGUAUCAAGAUGUUGGCUGAUAGUGCCAGCAAUUCAAAACUUGUUGCAUGCUUAAAUUGAAUUGUGGCCAUACCGUUCAUCUGAUGACAUGUUUUUAGACAAAUGCAGACGGUAUCAUUAGACAGUAGGCCCUACAUGGUCUGCAGCCUCUAAAAGCAUUUGGUUCAGUUCUCAGCUAUUCUAACACCUUAUGGGCUAAACCCACUUAGUCUACUAACAAUUUGGUCUGAUUUCCAUGUGAUCUACUCUCUACUCAAUCUUAUACAUGUACCACUUUACUCAAAUUAUCAUUUAGUCUAAUGCACAAAUGGUCUAAUGCCCACUUAGUCUUAUCAAAUGAAAAUUUGGUUCAUAAACAGUUUUUCUAAUUAUGUAGAUGGAAAUAGAUAAAGAUAAAAUGGGUAAAGCCCACAUCAAGGCUCAAUGUUAUCAGUGGCCUAGGGCCAAAAGAAAUUUUCUUGGGCAACCAUUAAUGAAAAUGCUAAAUUUUAGUUGCCCAGGUGGGCCACCAGCAAAUAAUUAAUGUUGAUCCUUGGCCUGUCUCGAUACCAAUUCAAUUUUUUUUACAAUUAAAAAAUCACACUUUUUAGAACAAAUUCACUAUCAGCCAAUCAAAGCAAAUGAUUUCAGUAGCUUAAAAUUGUUAUUGCAAAUUUGUUAGUAUAACAAGUUUCAUGAAAUGGGGGCCCCUGGAAAGGAGAGAUGGCAAGUGGGCUAAAUGGCAAUGAGGGGGAAUUUUGUAGAUGAACUAGGAUUAGAGCAAAUGGCAUGAGACCAAAUGGAAAGUAGAUGAAGCGGGUCGUAGACCAAGUGGCAAUUUACCUAUUCCAUGCCAGUAUAUGACGGGACCUUUAAGUUUGUUCUAUAAAUCAUGGUUAUCUUGAUAGCUGUACUGUACUACUGACAUAAUUUGUAUCACAAGAUGAGCAAAGAUAAACACAUUGAAGAUUUUAUGACCUUCUAACAAAGAGUCAAAGGAAACUAUAAUUUCUCAUUGUGAUUUUAACCAUUUGUCUGUCAUACUCGCACCAUAAAUACUUCCUGGAUGAAAGCGAACUUCAGGAAGGAAGUUCUCGCCAACAGAGGCUUUAGAACUUGCCGUUAUCAGUUUUCAUUCGGAUGGGCACUUGAAGUAUUUCAGUUACAACUGAUUAAUGUAGUGAUAUUGGGCUCAAAAGCAAAAUGAAUGGAGUUGCGAAAGAAGGAAGUCCACAAGUCAACAUAGCAACUGGCAGUUUUGAUAAUUUAGUUUUAGUAGGUCAUCGAAAACAAUUUGUUGAAUAUCUUGUUUUUGUUUUGUCAGUAGCAUGACAAAGCGAACUGAGAUGAUGAGAAAGUUUGGUUUUCCAUGAGAGUGUAACAUUUAACGACACAUCAUCAAAUGUUUGAAAAUUUGCCUCCUUUUAAUCUCUUCUCUAAUAUCUAACAAUUCUUCUAUGAAAAAAUGGGUACCCCCCCUUUCCAGUGCCAUAGUGAGGCAAAAAGGUACAACAUUGAUGUACGUGGAGAAAUGUACAAAAAGUUGCAAGCCACCUGAGUUAACAAAAAAAAUUGCCAUUUUAAAUUAAUACCAUAUUUAAUUCCUUUUCCCUUUUUUUCUUUGAUCAUGGAACAUUUUUUUUUUUUUUUUGGGGGGGGGCAAAGCCCCCAAAACUCUGAAGCCUCCCAUCUGUAGGCCAUUGCCUCUCUCCUACUUUACUUAGUAUUUGAAAGUGCUUUCUGGGCGAUUAUAUUUCAUUUUGAAGAGUAUACUAAUAUAUUCCUUUCAUCGGGAGAUGUUGAAGAAGUCUAUACGUUGGAACAUACUUGAAAUAGCUUUGAAGAUGAUUUCUCAGAAAUCUUACAAAGGGAAUCUUUGAAGGAUCCUCUCAAAAAUUCCUCAAGUUCCAAAACAUGCUAGAAAUAGUCUGCAUUCUUGGUGAUUUUCAUUUUUUUAAUCAAUAUUUGAUCUUUGGCAGCUUUGAAAUAUGCCACAUUUGUGAAUGAUUCAACGAAAUCAGAAUUAGAAUUGAUGUGGAGCGCUGUGGCCCAGUGGAUUAGUCUUCUGACUUUGAAACAGAGGGUCGUGGGUUCGAAUCCCAGCCAUGGCGUAAUUUCCUUCAGCAAGAAAUUUAUCCACAUUGUGCUGCACUCAACCCAGGUGAGGUGAAUGGGUACCCGGUAGGAUUAAUUCCGUGAAUGCAUAAGCGCUGAAAGGCAGCUUGAGCUAAAGCCGGGGUAAUAAUAAUAAUAACAACGCGCCUCGGAAUUGAAUAUUUCUAGAUAGAUGGCGCUAUAUAAAUGCCUAUUAUUCCUAAUUAUAUUUCCAUUUUUCUGGUUAGUAGAAAUGAGUGUCGACUCUUGUUGGAAUGCUCCCCAGGGAGUGGAGAAAGUGCAUUUAUUUUUGCAGGCAUGCCAGGAUCCGAUGACUGGGUAAAGAUAAAUGAAAGUGCUUCGAAACGCACACAAAAAUUAAGCGCUGUAUAAAUACAACUGUGUCAGUGAAUAAUGAAGAUGGGUUAUAUGAAUCAACACGGUCAACUGGGGAGUGUUUCAUCAACAUUUUCAUCCGACAAGUUGUCAGAUCUGACAUCUUUCUCUGAUGUUGAUUGGCUGAGAGGUACUUGUUACUAUGGUAACUGUUGGAUAAAAUGGGACUUGUCGGAUAAAACGUCCGACAAGUCCUUUCAUGAAACGCUCCCCAGAUUGAUGAUACACAUUGGAUAAAUAGGGCAGGAAGUAAGUUGGUUCUAGGUUAAGAUAAGCUUUUUAUUGCUUAUCACCAUGUCUCUUUGUCAUGGCUUCUAAUAGCUCUGCUAAUUAUAGGUUCGCCUUGAUCAUGGUGUGCAAGUAUUGCCAGGGACUCUGUAGAGUAUUGUUAUUUAGGCCUACAUAUAUUGGUAGAGAGAGAGGAAAUAAAAUUCAGUGUGUUUUCUUCCUUCGCAAUAAUGCACGGCUGUUUCACUCCCAUAGGCUAUGUACAAAAUAAGCCCUUUCAAGUACGCGCGCACGAAAUCCGCGCGCGCUGCCCAGCCAGCUGAUAUGCAAUUUCAACUUUUACACCACUCGACGAUCAACUGUAAGACUUUCAUUCGACAUGUGUUAGAAAGCUACAUUUUUUGAGGUUUGCCUUACCUUUUAAGGUUAUUCCUUUCCAUCGUUAUAUGGUAUCUCCAAAAUAUCACGAGAAAUCACAUUCCAAAUUUCGAAAAUCCUUAUCAUUUUGAAGAUAUUUACAAAAAUCCUGAGAGUUCCACUCUUAUUAGAGACAUUUUCUGUGCAAUCGCGAAUGAGCCUGGCCCCUGGGACUUGCAGAGAGCGUCCAUUUCAGGCUCAAUAUCUUGAAAACCACUCGUCCGAUUUUGGUGUUCUCAACGUCUCAAAAGAUAUAAUGUCUUGUUUAAUAACAUAUCCGAUUGGCAUCACAAACCCAUCACUAGUUUUCUUUUAAUUCGACUUUUGCUACCCAGUACUUCUAAUGCACGUCAAAUACCAUAUUCGGUCUUUGACGUUGCCAAAUUUCUUCUGGAAACUUAUAACACGAUCAUUGUUUCAUUAUAAGAUUUGUAAGGUGUAUAUUUCAUUAAAAAAGUAACAAAUUC
Molecule: messenger RNA, 6015 nt
Organism: Lytechinus pictus (painted urchin)
Lineage: Eukaryota; Metazoa; Echinodermata; Echinoidea; Temnopleuroida; Toxopneustidae
Product: mitochondrial mRNA pseudouridine synthase RPUSD3-like
Exons: 8
Coding region: 425-1525 (366 amino acids)
Biological process (GO): enzyme-directed rRNA pseudouridine synthesis
Molecular function (GO): pseudouridine synthase activity; RNA binding
Source: RefSeq, a predicted model, not a curated record